AUGGAAAGUAACGACUGGGUUUACUUGGAACCAAAAUCAGAUGUGUUGACCUGGGACGGAUGGACAGUGGUGUUCAGGGCCCGGAGUGACACAAGGACGUCCAUCUACGCAGCAUGGUUGUACGACGCCGUCUACCACGACCAGCCACUCCUACCACCUCGACUGAAGCCUGGCUGUUUCUCAUCCAACACAUCUCGUCCUUGUGAUAAUCAUUUCAGAAGCAAGAUUGUCACUACGUGGGAAACAGCUGGUGUACAGCUGGUGAAGGUUGUUCUGAUGAAGAACAGUCGUGUUCGAAGUGAAAUCAUCUUUAAUGGAACUGGUACCAACAAGAUGUCCUGGUUUUCCCCGAAUAGAGUGAUCAAUUCCACAUGGACGGAUCUCACAAAGUCAACUUUCAAAUAUUUCAGUAUCAAGGGGUAG
Molecule: messenger RNA, 423 nt
Organism: Haliotis rufescens (red abalone)
Lineage: Eukaryota; Metazoa; Mollusca; Gastropoda; Lepetellida; Haliotidae
Exons: 3
Coding region: 1-423 (140 amino acids)
Source: RefSeq, a predicted model, not a curated record